AUGGAGAGGGCGAGCCCGGCGGCGGGCAAGCUGAACGCCGGCGGCCGUGGGGCGGGCGAUGGGCACGGCCCCGCCGGCGGUGCCCAGCCGCGGGCGGCGGCGGCGGGCAGCGCCGAGCCGGGCGAGCUCAUCGGACGGGCGCUGGAUUUCAAGAGCGAAGGGGCGCAGUGCUACAAGGACAAGAAAUUCCGGGAGGCCAUCGGCAAGUACCACCGCGCCCUGCUGGAGCUGAAGGCGCUGCUGCUGCUGCUGAGCCAGGAGCCGGCCGGGCAGCGCCCUCCCGCCGCCGCCGCCGCGGCGGGGCUGAGCGAGGAGCAGCGGCAGGCGGUGGAGGCCAUCGAGGUCGACUGCUACAACAGCCUGGCAGCCUGCCUGCUCCAGGCCGAGCUGGUGAAUUACGAGAGGGUCAAGGAGUACUGCCUCAAAGUGCUGCAGAAGGAAGGCGAGAACUUCAAGGCGCUCUAUCGAUCGGGAGUGGCAUUUUACCACCUGGGUGACUUCAACAAGGCCCUCUACUACCUGAAAGAGGCAAGAUCCCGCCAGCCGACAGAUACCAAUGUCAUACGAUACAUCCAGCUGACAGAGAUGAAGCUCAGCAGAUGUUCCCAGAGGGAGAAGGAAACCUUGUGAAAAUGAAGCCACUUCAGCUGAAGUGCCCAAGGGGGAACAUUUCCUUUGUAGAAGCUCAUUUGGUGGAUUUUCCUGUUUGCUCUGCCUCAUCCUCAUCCUCAUCUCAUCCAUCCACUCUCCCUUGCUCUUCAUUGAAUACCAGUUUUGAAAUGAAAGAGACUUGGACGCUGGAUAUGGCUGCUUGCCAACCAUGGUAAUACCCUUUCCCCAUGGCAAAAGAGCACAACAACUACAGCCAGCCUUGUUCCCAGACAGUGUCACACACCUGGAGUAUGCAAUGCUGAGGGACCUGUCUGGUCCUGAACUGCCUGCCUUUUACCUUUUAAGGAAGCAACCCCUAGAACAACAACUUCCUGACCAGGCAAGUUGGAGCCAGAGGGUUUCUGCUCUGAGUGAUCACUGGAGCUUGGAAGAGCUAAGAAACCAAGAGAGCCACUGGUCAUUCCACAGGGGACAGCAAAUGCCUUUUUACCAUCAGUUCCCUCUGCCUGCUUCUCCAGUGUGUAUUAUUGGUCUCCAGUGAGAGCUCACAUGCUCCCAGUCUAAUGUCAGUGAAAACUGUUUCUAAACAUCCUCUUGAUGAAAGCACAGAGUACCCUAUGAACCCCCUGCAGAGCUGUCCCAGUGCCAGAGGAGAAGGCUGUGGGCCACCACAGAGUGCUGAACGGACUGUGAAAGCAUGGUGUACAGUGUGAGGGAAAAACUGUGAAAUAAUUCAUUAAAGGCAAAUAAAAAUUAUUCAUAGGCAACAA
Pseudopodoces humilis (Tibetan ground-tit) is the source of this 1382-nucleotide messenger RNA. RefSeq names its product tetratricopeptide repeat domain 9 (gene TTC9). NCBI's taxonomy places the organism in Eukaryota, Metazoa, Chordata, Aves, Passeriformes, Paridae. Gene Ontology annotation, cellular component: mitochondrial envelope; membrane; endomembrane system. Gene Ontology annotation, biological process: negative regulation of apoptotic process; protein folding. Gene Ontology annotation, molecular function: protein folding chaperone; protein binding. The record is from RefSeq and is a predicted model, not a curated record.